AUGUCUGAACCGAAAAUAGAAACUAAUCCUCUUGUCAUAAACAGGUGCAGCACAGUCCACGGCUGCAGCCACAGACAGCACUGCUAUGACAUCUACUACAGAGCCCUGGACAUCAGCCGGCAAAGCUCAAGCCCAGCAGAGACGGAGAUGCCAUCUGCUCCAGGGACCUUGGCAACCCUCGAGGAAGUCACAUCCGCUGCACCCACUACGGACACAGAGGAAAAUACCACAUCAGCUCCCAACAGCACGACUCAUAAAGUCUCCUUUUGUAGCAGAGGUGCCUCCACCGCCGUCACCAAGGAAAGCAGGACAUCAGAAAUCCCAGCUCCGCUGCAGACAGCCUCUGAAAACACUGCAGAAUCCUCCAUUUCGCCCACCCCACCCACGGAAGGCGGAGAUACCUCAGCUCCAGGAGUCUCAUCCAUUUCACCCACAGAAGGUGAAGAUACCUCAGCUCCAGGAGUCUCAUCCAUUUCACCCACCCCACUCACAGAAGGUGAAGGUACCUCAGCUCCAGCAAUCCCUUCUACAGCUGCAGAAGCUUUGACGGAACGUUCUCUGACAGAAGGUGACUUGGUCACAUCUGCCCUGGCCAGAACAGAGCCGUUCACAUCUCCAGCAUCGCCAUCCACGCUGAGUGAAGUCCCUCUGGAGCUCACCACACCUGCAUCAACAGUAACAGUCCCUCCAACUCCUGAACCAGCAGGCGUUACCACUCAAGCCCCUGCAGAAAGCACAACACCUGAAGCAGCAGCCCCGACUGAGCCCACCACGGCGGCCAAACCAGUAACAACCUCACAUACUCUGUCGGUCGCUCCAACUCCCACAGCACCCAUCACCACCACCCGUCUGAAAACAACCCCAGCACCUACAGACCCAGCAAUCCCCCCAUACCUGCCCACCUACACGCAGCUGAUGCUGCUGAGAUACCUAACUGGGCUGUGUGGGCCGAGGAGGCCUGGGAUGCCACGCGUGACGCUACAAGGGUGUGUCAGGGACCCAACCUGUGGGAAUUACUACUCACCAGGCAGUAGGAUGUUCUGGUUCAGGGUCAGAGGUCCCAUAUACCGAAGAGUUUGCCUGCGGUGCAGAAUAUCAGCGUGCUACAGAUACAGCUACUCCUUCCACCACUACCAGGGCUACCUGAGGAGAGGCAAAAGAAGCACAAGUGACAGCAUCACUAUUAUUAUCGACCCCCAAUAACAACAGCCCAAAUAAUGCUGCUUCUAACCACAAUGUUGCUUUGAUUGUUUAUGUAUGUGAUCAGCAUGUUGCACAAUUACUAAUUUCUAAAAAUACGUUAUGGUUGUAAAU
Molecule: messenger RNA, 1314 nt
Organism: Cuculus canorus (common cuckoo)
Lineage: Eukaryota; Metazoa; Chordata; Aves; Cuculiformes; Cuculidae
Exons: 16
Coding region: 1-1203 (400 amino acids)
Source: RefSeq, a predicted model, not a curated record